Messenger RNA from Dovyalis caffra, 1065 nucleotides. The record is from the annotation of a GenBank genome assembly. NCBI's taxonomy places the organism in Eukaryota, Viridiplantae, Streptophyta, Magnoliopsida, Malpighiales, Salicaceae.
AUGAUGGCAUUAGCAACAGGAGGAGGAGGAGGAGGAAAUAGUAUUAGCGGUAGAAGUAUAAUCUACCAAAACAAUAGAACCCCUUCUUCUCUUCCUAUGAUCAGUUUGCCAUCAACGUCAAAACUUCGAAACAACAUGCAAAAUAACAAUAAUUCUAAGCAAUUUUCUUGUAAUAAUACUCCACACCACCAUCUCUUCCAAUCCAAACUUCCGACUGCUACCUUGUCUAAUUGUGUGGCAAAGACCAGCAGUACUGUCUCUGCUGCUGAUCAAGUCCAGCAAACCAUCAAUCCCACCAUCUCCACGACUACCUGGUCAGAAUUUGCUAGCAAAAUAUCUGGUGAAUGGGAUGGGUUUGGAGCAGACUUCACGACUGAAGGAAAGCCAAUUGAACUACCUGAAUCUGUGGUGCCUGAAGCUUACAGGGAGUGGGAGGUUAAGGUUUUUGAUUGGCAGACUCAGUGUCCGACCGUCGCUCAACCACAGGACCUUCUUAUGACUUACAAAACCAUCAAACUACUUCCCACCGUAGGAUGUGAAGCCGAUGCUGCAACUCGGUAUAGCAUCGAUGAGAGGGUUGUUGGAGGAGUCGAGAAUAAUGUUUCUGCCUUUGCAUAUCAAUCAGGUGGGUCUUAUGCAGCUGUCUGGCCAAUUGUGGACAAUGGUGAAUAUAAGCAAUUUGAAUUGGAGCAUUGCUUGAUCAAUCCUCGAGAUAAGGAGUCUCGUAUGAGAAUAAUCCAGGUUGUUCGUGUAGCGAAUACAGGGAUUGAAUUGCAAAACAUCAGAGUUUUUUGCGAGCAGUGGUAUGGGCCUUUCAGAAAUGGUGACCAACUAGGUGGAUGUGCUAUCCGGGAUUCAGCAUUCGCUUCCACCGCUGCCUUGAAAGCGUCUGAAGUUGUUGGCGUGUGGCAGGGUCCCGGUGCUGUUUCCACUUUUGAUUCUUCUCAAAAUGUGAGUUUGCCAGAUUCCUUCCCUGAUCUUGUCUUAUCUUCAUUUCAUCCAGAAUCAGAGAAAUUGAUCUUGGCUCAUCUUGUCCAUUGUUUACAAGGGCAUUCUGUUCUUUAA